Molecule: messenger RNA, 1715 nt
Organism: Gasterosteus aculeatus aculeatus (three-spined stickleback)
Lineage: Eukaryota; Metazoa; Chordata; Actinopteri; Perciformes; Gasterosteidae
Gene: dlx3b
Product: distal-less homeobox 3b
Biological process (GO): epithelial cell differentiation; regulation of transcription by RNA polymerase II; embryo development
Molecular function (GO): RNA polymerase II cis-regulatory region sequence-specific DNA binding; DNA-binding transcription factor activity, RNA polymerase II-specific
Source: RefSeq, a predicted model, not a curated record
GGCGGUUUAGCCAAUGGGGAGGCAGCUUUCAGUCCAGCUCUCUAUAACUCUGUGGCACUGACGCUGAGCGAUGCCACAAACCAAGUGACUGCAGCCCGGAGACCUCGCGCGGACUAUGAGAGCUCUGUAGAACAUCUCAGCCAUCGCGCGCACGCCAGCUCCCUUUUUUCUUCUUCUUCUUUACGCGCUUCCCAGAAGCGGCAACGACCAGAUAAAAACAAGGACCCCACCCCCUCCCUCACCUCCCUCCCUCCCUCCUCUCUCCCCCCGGUGGGCUUCCUUCACUCUGGAGGGGUGCUUCGACAUGAGCGCCGGACACGCGUACGAGAAGAAGAUCGCGACCAUUCUGACCGACCUACCGGGAUCUAUGAGCUGCCACCCGAACUCCAAGGACUCUCCCACGCUCCCCGAGUCCUCGGUGACGGACAUGGGCUACUACAGCGGGCAGACGGGCCCGAGCCACCACGAGUACUACCCGGCUCAGGCGUACGGGCAGCCCGUGAACUCGUACCACCACCACCACCACCAGUUCAACCUGAACGGGAUGGGGGCCGCCGGGGCGUACGCGACCAAGUCCGAGUACUCGUACCCGAACAGCUACAGGCAGUUCGGCCACUACGGCAGAGACCACCCGCAGGCCUCCCCCCCGAGCUCAGUGAAAGAAGAGCCGGAGCCCGAGGUCCGCAUGGUGAACGGAAAACCGAAAAAGAUCCGCAAGCCGCGGACGAUCUACUCCAGCUACCAGCUGGCCGCUCUGCAGCGGCGCUUCCAGAAGGCGCAGUACCUCGCGCUCCCCGAGAGGGCCGAGCUGGCGGCCCAGCUGGGCCUCACCCAGACGCAGGUCAAGAUCUGGUUCCAGAACCGGAGGUCAAAGUUCAAGAAGCUGUACAAGAACGGCGAGGUUCCCCUGGAGCACAGCCCCAACGCCAGCGACUCCAUGGCGUGCAAUUCCCCGCCCUCCCCCGCAGCGUGGGACAACAGCACCCCGCAGAACACCGCCGUCAGCAGGCCGCAGGGCCCGCCGCCGACGCACAGCUCGUCGCCGCCAUACCUGGAGGAUUAUAACAACCACUGGUACCAGCAGGGAUCACACCUACAGCACCCGGGCACCACCGUGCACCACCCGGUCCCGCAGCAAAGCGCGGGCGCUGUUUAUUAGACUCCGCGGACUGUUUUCUGUCCACAAUGACUCUGACGAGCGGCGGUUGACGAACCGGGACUCGCGCCUGUUGGAGGAUCCAAACCGCUUCACGUCUGGGGCUUUAUUUUCUCAAAGCAACUGAGGGAUUUCUGAUCACUCGUGGCAGUCUAUUUAACGGACAUCUGGCGUGUUUUUUUUUUAAAUUAUUUAUCGCUUCUGUCGUAUUUCUUUCACUCCUUUUGUAUACGAAUAUGCAACGUUUUUUUUUUAAACAAGUAGCUAAAACCACAAACCGAAUAUUAGCAACUGCGCGGUUCAUCCAUGCUGCGUUCAAAUACAGGCGUGCGGGUUUGUAGCUUGUCCAAAAAAAAAAAGAAAAAAAACUCAGGUCAUAUUUAUAUGGAUUUGUACAAAAUGUCGAAGUCUGUAAAUAUGUGUUUAUAUGCAGAACCACUAUGAUGGUUUUUGUUUGAAAUGGAACGACUGCCCCGUGGUGCUUCCAAAACCAUUGUUAUAUUCAUGUAAGUAGUCCACGUGUUGCCUUCUUGUCAAUUGAAUAAAGUUGUUAUUUGGA